Messenger RNA from Otolemur garnettii (small-eared galago), 2286 nucleotides. It is a transcript of the gene GSPT1, whose product is annotated as G1 to S phase transition 1. The coding region runs from base 37 to 1854 and encodes 605 amino acids. Lineage: Eukaryota; Metazoa; Chordata; Mammalia; Primates; Galagidae. Gene Ontology annotation, cellular component: translation release factor complex. The record is from RefSeq and is a predicted model, not a curated record. The transcript is spliced from 15 exons. Gene Ontology annotation, molecular function: GTPase activity; translation release factor activity; GTP binding. Gene Ontology annotation, biological process: translation.
AGCGAGUCGGCGCCCGACUGCUGGGACCAGGCGGACAUGGAGGCCCCCGGGCCGGGCCCGUGCGGUGGCAGCGGCGGCCCUUUGGCGGCGGCGGGGACCGAGGCCCAGCGUGAACACCUCAGUGCGGCCUUCAGCCGGCAGCUCAACGUCAACGCCAAACCCUUCGUGCCCAACGUCCAUGCCGCCGAGUUCGUGCCGUCCUUCCUACGGGGUCCGGCGCAGCUGCCGCCUCCUCCAGCUGGCGUCGUCGCCAACAAUCACGGAGCCGGCAGCGGCGCGGGAGGCCCUCCGGCACCUGUGGAGUCCUCUCAAGAGGAACAGUCAUUGUGUGAAGGUUCAAAUUCAGCUGUUAGCAUGGAACUUUCAGAACCUGUUGUAGAAAAUGGAGAGACAGAAAUGUCUCCAGAAGAAUCAUGGGAGCACAAAGAAGAAAUAAGUGAAGUGGAGACAGGGGGUGGUCCCUCGGGAGAUGGAAGGCCACCUGAGGAAAGUGCCCAAGAAAUGAUGGAGGAGGAAGAGGAAAUACCAAAACCUAAAUCUGUGGUUGCACCGCCAGGUGCUCCCAAAAAGGAACAUGUAAAUGUGGUAUUCAUUGGGCACGUAGAUGCUGGCAAGUCAACCAUUGGAGGACAAAUAAUGUAUCUGACUGGAAUGGUUGACAAAAGGACACUUGAAAAGUAUGAAAGAGAAGCUAAAGAAAAAAACAGAGAAACUUGGUACUUGUCGUGGGCCUUAGACACAAAUCAGGAAGAACGAGACAAGGGUAAAACAGUGGAAGUGGGUCGUGCCUAUUUUGAGACUGAGAAGAAGCACUUCACAAUUUUAGAUGCCCCUGGCCACAAGAGUUUUGUCCCAAAUAUGAUUGGUGGUGCCUCUCAAGCUGAUUUGGCUGUGCUGGUAAUCUCAGCCAGGAAAGGAGAGUUUGAAACUGGAUUUGAAAAAGGAGGACAGACAAGAGAACAUGCAAUGUUGGCAAAGACAGCAGGUGUAAAACACUUAAUUGUGCUUAUUAAUAAGAUGGACGAUCCCACAGUAAAUUGGAGCAAUGAGAGAUAUGAAGAAUGUAAAGAGAAACUAGUGCCAUUUUUGAAAAAAGUUGGCUUCAAUCCCAAAAAGGACAUUCAUUUUAUGCCCUGCUCAGGACUGACUGGAGCAAAUCUUAAAGAGCAAUCAGAUUUCUGUCCUUGGUACAUUGGAUUACCAUUUAUUCCAUAUCUGGAUAAUUUGCCAAACUUCAAUAGAUCAAUUGAUGGACCAAUCAGGCUGCCAAUUGUGGAUAAAUACAAGGACAUGGGCACAGUGGUUCUGGGAAAGCUGGAAUCAGGAUCUAUUUGCAAAGGCCAGCAGCUUGUGAUGAUGCCAAACAAGCACAAUGUUGAAGUUCUGGGAAUACUUUCCGAUGACGUAGAGACUGAUACGGUAGCCCCAGGUGAAAACCUCAAAAUCAGACUGAAAGGAAUUGAAGAAGAGGAAAUUCUUCCAGGAUUCAUACUUUGUGAUCCUAAUAACCUUUGUCAUUCUGGACGCACAUUUGAUGCCCAGAUAGUGAUUAUAGAGCACAAAUCCAUCAUCUGCCCAGGGUAUAAUGCGGUGCUGCACAUUCACACCUGUAUUGAGGAAGUGGAAAUAACAGCCUUAAUCUGCUUGGUAGACAAAAAAUCAGGAGAAAAAAGUAAGACUCGACCCCGUUUUGUGAAGCAAGAUCAAGUAUGCAUUGCUCGUUUACGGACAGCAGGAACCAUCUGCCUCGAGACCUUUAAAGACUUCCCUCAGAUGGGUCGUUUUACCUUAAGAGAUGAGGGUAAGACCAUUGCAAUUGGAAAAGUUCUGAAACUGGUUCCAGAGAAAGACUAAGCAUUUUCUUGAUGACCCUGCACAAUACUGUGAGGAAAUUUGACUGCAAAAGCCUACUUCACACCGCCUUCUCUGAUUUUCUGCCCAAUGAUAAACUCCCCAUAUUUUGCAAAGAGAAAAUUCACAGCAAAAGUCCACAUUAUGUCAGCUUUCUCAUAUUGAGAGCUCUGCUAUGCCACUGUUGAAUUUUUCCUGAGAUUUCCCCCCUCCUCUUCAAACUCUGCUUCCUUGGACAGAUUUGGCAAUAGCUUUAUAAGUGAUGUGGACAUCAUUGUGUACAAUAAUGAAAACCUACAGGAAUUUUUUUAUUUUUCAUUUUCCCUUUAGGCAUAUUUAGUGAUAUUUUCCCCAGGCAGAUCAUUCUGAGUGUGCGAGUGUGUGUGCACAUGUUACAAAGACAACUACCAUAUUAAUAAAAUAUUCAAUUUGAAA